GCAGAGAUUACCACAACACACUCUCUCCACCAUGGAAUAUUUUUCCUCUUUCACUCAAUCAAUUAUAGAGCUGUUAGCUCUGCUACUUCUCUAUCAUUUAUGGAGAGCUAAGGCAAAGUACAGAAACAAGUGUAACAAGAAGAUGGCUGUCCCUCAACCAAAUGGGGCGUGGCCUCUCAUAGGCCAAUUCCCUCUACUCUCUGCCUCGGUUCCAGUUUGUAAAACACUUGGAGCCAUAGCUGAUAAAUGUGGCCCCAUCUACUCACUUAAGCUUGGUAAACACCAAACUUUGAUUGUGAGCAGUUGGGAAUUUGUGAAAGAAUGCUUCACUACAAAUGACAGAAUUUUGGCUACGCGGCCAAAUAUAUCGGUGGGGAGACAUAUUGGCUAUGACAACGCCAUUUUUGCAUUUGCCCCUUAUGGACCAUACUGGCGGGAGAUUCGCAAAAUAGCCACCACCGAUCUUCUUUCGAGUCACCGACUUGAAAUGCUAAAGCACGUAAGGCACUCGGAGAUUGAGACAUUGGUUAAAGGUUUGAAAUUACUUUGUGCAAAGAACUCAUUCAAUCCUGUUGAGGUGAAUAUAAGUAACUUGAUUGAGCACUUCACUUUCAAUGUAAACCUGAAGCUGAUAGCUGGAAAGCGAUUUUCACCUAGAGAGUAUGGUGAACAAGGUAGCGAGGCCUGGCGUAUUGAGAGAGCUAUAAAAGAAGCAAUAUAUCUGUCUGGGGUUUUUGUUGCGGGUGAUGUCAUUCCAUGGCUUGAAUGGAUGGAUUUUCAAGGGCAUGUGGGUUCAAUGAAGAGAACUUUUAAAGAAAUCGACCAUGUCCUCGGAAAUUGGCUUGAAGAACAUAUUCAGAGAAAAUUACAAGGCAAAAGUAAUGCUGAGCGUGACUUCAUGGACGUGUUGCUGUCAAAAAUCCCAGAAGACGCUGUAAUGUCUGGCCAUACGCGUGAUACUAUCAUCAAGGCAACAUCUUUCAUUCUAAUCUUUACAGGCGCAGAAAGCACUUCUGUGGCCAUGACGUGGGUACUCUCCCUGUUGUUGAACUAUCCAAAAGUUCUAAAGGCCGUACAAGAAGAGCUGGACAACCAAGUCGGAAGAGAAAAGUGGGUUCAGGAGUCGGAUGUCAAGAACCUGAAAUACCUCCAAGCAGUUGUGAAAGAAACUUUUCGCUUGUAUCCUCCAGGUCCUGUAACAGGACCCCGUGAGGCCCUGGAAGACUGUAACAUCGGUGGUUAUCAUAUCACAAAGGGCACGCGUUUGAUUGUUAACAUAUGGAAGCUGCACCGAGACCCACGUAUCUGGCAAGAUGCGAACGAGUUUCAGCCAGAAAGGUUUAUGACUACUGAAGCUGAAACUGAUGAUAAAGGUCAAAAAUUUGGGUAUAUUCCAUUUAGCUAUGGUAGAAGAUCGUGCCCUGGAAUGACUGCAGGGUUAACAUUGGUACAUUUAACGGUUGCUCGGCUACUCCAGGGAUUUGAUUUGGCAACAACUGAAGGCAAGCCAGUUGAUAUGCAGGAAGGUUUGGGCCUUGCGUUGCCCAAGUUGAAACCUCUUGAAGUUGCCAUCAAACCACGCCUUAAUUCGGAUCUUUAUCAGUGUGUUUGAGGCAACUAAUGGGAAGUUGAAACUUACCAUCUAUGUUGUUUAUAAAAUGCAUAAAGGUAAAUAAUAGUGUCUUCAUGUGAAGUGAAACUUAUCCUAGAGGUGGCCACAUAGUCUAAAGUUCUUGACUUUUCACAGUCAGUACUCUCUAUAUAAGGAUAUGGAAGGUGGGUUGUUACCUUAAAAAUAAAUGUUGUGGUUUCAAUAUAUGCUCAAUAAAAGCAUCUGUGAUGAUAUUAUUGAUAUCUUCUCCUCUUGAGAGAAUGAUUCUAGAUAAUGAAGGACUUUGCAUA
Pistacia vera is the source of this 1902-nucleotide messenger RNA. RefSeq names its product cytochrome P450 82G1. The record is from RefSeq and is a predicted model, not a curated record. NCBI's taxonomy places the organism in Eukaryota, Viridiplantae, Streptophyta, Magnoliopsida, Sapindales, Anacardiaceae. Gene Ontology annotation, molecular function: heme binding; iron ion binding; oxidoreductase activity, acting on paired donors, with incorporation or reduction of molecular oxygen. The coding region runs from base 32 to 1612 and encodes 526 amino acids. The transcript is spliced from 2 exons. Gene Ontology annotation, biological process: defense response to other organism.